AUGACACCCUUAUUACGUACCCACUUCUUUGUUGCACUCUCCAUUCUUUCUCUUCUUACUUGUUCUAACAAUGCACAACUUUCUACCAAUUUCUAUGAUAAAACUUGUCCUGAUCUUCAAACCAUUGUGAGAAAUGCAAUGACACAAGCCAUCAACGGAGAAGUCCGGCUUGGGGCCUCUCUACUUCGCUUGUUCUUUCAUGACUGCUUCGUAAAUGGUUGUGAUGCAUCGAUAUUAUUGGAUGACACUGCCAAUUUUGUCGGUGAGAAAAAUGCAUUACCUAACCAAAAUUCAGCCAGGGGUUACGAAGUGAUUGAUACCAUUAAAACCAAUGUUGAAGCUGUUUGCAAUGGCACAGUUUCUUGUGCAGAUAUUCUUGCACUUGCAGCAAGAGAUGGAGUAGCUCUUCUUGGAGGACCCUCAUGGGAAGUAGCUCUUGGUAGAAGAGAUGCAAGAACAGCGAGCCAGAGUGAUGCCAACAACCAAAUCCCUUCACCAUUCUCUGACCUUGCAACACUCACUUUCAUGUUCGCCGCCAAAGGCCUAAGUGCACGUGACCUCACUGUGCUCUCUGGUAGCCACACAAUAGGCAAAGCACAGUGCCAAUUUUUCAGAACCCGCAUAUACAAUGAGACCAAUAUUGACACAAACUUUGCCACAUCCAAAAGGGCCACUUGCCCUGCAUCUGGUGGGGACACCAAUUUGUCCCCUCUUGAGUCCCUCACUCCUAAUAGUUUUGACAACAAUUACUACACAGAGCUUGUGGCUAACCGUGGCCUUCUCCACUCAGAUCAAGUGCUUUUCAAUGGUGGGUCUCAAGAUGCUUUGGUUAGGACUUACAGUACCAAUAAUGCUGCUUUUUUCAGUGACUUUGCAGCUGCUAUGGUUAAGAUGAGCAAUAUCAGUCCUCUCACUGGGACUAGUGGAGAAAUCAGAAAGAAUUGCAGGGUUGUGAAUUGA
Abrus precatorius (Indian licorice) is the source of this 960-nucleotide messenger RNA. RefSeq names its product peroxidase P7-like. The record is from RefSeq and is a predicted model, not a curated record. NCBI's taxonomy places the organism in Eukaryota, Viridiplantae, Streptophyta, Magnoliopsida, Fabales, Fabaceae. The transcript is spliced from 3 exons. The coding region runs from base 1 to 960 and encodes 319 amino acids. Gene Ontology annotation, biological process: hydrogen peroxide catabolic process; response to oxidative stress. Gene Ontology annotation, molecular function: peroxidase activity; heme binding.